AUGGGCACUGGCAAUAAGAGACAGGCUGAGAGCCCUCCCUGUUCUGAAGAUGCGUGCAGCAGCCAAGGCUCCAUCGAGAAUGGCGACUGUUCCUCGGCGAGUUCGCGUCGGUGUCUCAGCGAGGCGGAGAAGGUGCGUCUGUUGGACCAGGCGGUGAAGGACAUUUCCGAGGCAGAUUUUGUUGCCAUCGAUUUGGAGUUCACAGGUCUCUUCCCGCAGUCGUCGUCCGUGAAACGUCCGCUCUGUCUCGCCUCCUACUUUGAGCGCUGCGUCCAAGGCGCCGAGUACUUUCUCGCCCCUCAGCUGGGCAUCUGCGCAGCUCGUCGCUGUCCCCCCGCCUCUGCUGGCCCGCCGCCAGGUCUGUCCUCGUCUUCAGCCGUCAGGCCUCCGUCUCCACAGGCCGCCGACUCCUCGCGAGACGAAGGGACUGAAGAGGCGCACGACUGCCUCGGGAGCGGCCGCGCGACAGAGCGCGACGGGGCGCCUUCCAGUGACGAGGCGAGCGGAUCAAAGUGGGAGUUGGCCCCGUACACAUUCUACGCAUUUCCCCAGCAGCGGAAGCAAGGGGGGGUCGAUACGGCGACUCUCAAGUGGCUUCUCCAGAACGGCUUGGACUUCAACGAGUGGAUUCGCUCAGGCUUCGACUACACUCGCCUCGCAGAUCUGCAACAACACACGCGAGAGCAGGUGGGGAGUGCACGCCACACGCGUCACAGCCACAGCGCGGCUGUGAACUGCGGCCACACCGGCUCCGGCAACGGGGACUUCUCCGGGGAGCCGAAAGGAUCUGCGAAUGGAGACGGGGACGCUCCGCCUGGAGGCGCUGGGCGUAGCCGGCACGGCGAACCCACAGGCGAUGCAGACGCAGCUGUCUCGACGCUGCCUCGGCGGGAGAGUUCCCGCACAGAGCAAAACGCGGUUCGCGUCUGUGCCCGGGCACCGGGCGGACUGGAAGUGUCGGGUCUGCAGCGCCUGAUCGAGGCCAUCGUGGAGAAGGAGAAACCUCUUGUCGUCCACAAUGGCCAUCUCGACCUGUUGCAUGCGUUUGACAAAUUCAUCGGAAAGGUUCCCGACACACUUGCCGAGUUUCGCAGCGAAAUGCUACGGCUUUUCACCGGAGGCAUUUAUGAUACCAAGCACAUGGCCAACGAGGGCAAGACGUUCGUUCUGAAGAUCGGGGAUCCGAGGACCACCUCGCUAGUCUCGCUCCGCCAUCACCUGCUCCGCAGCGAAAGCGUGUGCCUCUUUGAGAUCGCGCCCCAUCGACGCAGCGACUUUGAUUUGUCUUUCCAGCAACUCAACUGCGACAGCGGGCCGGAGUGUGGACGAUCGCACGAGGCGGGUUACGACGCUCUACUGACCGCUCAGAUAUUCGUGAUGGAGCUCGAUCUGUACGCACAGCACCACUCUGUCUCGGAGAGUUUGGCCGCCGAAGUCGGGGGUUCCGACCACCCCGACGAUGAUCUUUGGACGAUGGAAGAAUUAAGAGCGGCAAAGAAACGCCGACGAAGACGGAGAAAUAAGCCGAAGCGGCAGUCCGUCCCCGUAGACUGGAACACACACCGCUGGUACGCACCCUUUCGGAAUCGCGUCGGCGUCGCCGGCGUGCGACCGGGGUACAUUGACCUGGCCGAGGCAUGGGAAGACGAGAAGCCCGCUCCCACGAUGGCGGAAACGUGA
Molecule: messenger RNA, 1680 nt
Organism: Neospora caninum
Lineage: Eukaryota; Apicomplexa; Conoidasida; Eucoccidiorida; Sarcocystidae
Product: putative CAF1 family ribonuclease domain containing protein
Exons: 8
Coding region: 1-1680 (559 amino acids)
Cellular component (GO): cytoplasm
Molecular function (GO): RNA binding; 3'-5'-RNA exonuclease activity
Source: RefSeq, a predicted model, not a curated record